Messenger RNA from Anopheles stephensi (Asian malaria mosquito), 4437 nucleotides. RefSeq names its product probable cytochrome P450 305a1. Gene Ontology annotation, molecular function: DNA-binding transcription factor activity, RNA polymerase II-specific; iron ion binding; oxidoreductase activity, acting on paired donors, with incorporation or reduction of molecular oxygen, reduced flavin or flavoprotein as one donor, and incorporation of one atom of oxygen. The transcript has 5 exons. Bases 2780 to 4321 code for a protein of 513 amino acids. The record is from RefSeq and is a predicted model, not a curated record. Gene Ontology annotation, biological process: xenobiotic metabolic process; regulation of transcription by RNA polymerase II. Gene Ontology annotation, cellular component: nucleus; cytoplasm. Lineage: Eukaryota; Metazoa; Arthropoda; Insecta; Diptera; Culicidae.
GUAACACCGGUUUGUGGAUUGAUUUCACCCAUCUGCGAGUACUGCCACCGGCGGAUCGAUCAGUUCGACGAGAAUGCACAGCCGAAGGUGGUUGAGUUUGUGAUCAAGACAGAGCUGGAACCCGAACCACUCGACUAUGAUCCGCUCAACGUUGGCAACCUGAUCGAUCCGAUGGCUAUUGAUGUAAAAUCUGAACAUGAUUCGGAAGCGGAAAGUGACUACAGGGAAAAAUGCAUACAACGACGGGGAACAAGAAUAGUGAUCAAAAGUCCACCCCGCAGUAGAACGACACGCAGACGCCGGAGGUUGAAUUCCGGCUCCAGAAAGCUACAGAGAGGCAACAGCAAAGCCAGCGAAAAAGGGUCUUCCUCCGAUGAUAUAAGCUCAAAUGAAGGAGAGGAAGAAGAAGACAAUCUCUCCGAACAUUCCAGCGAAACACGGCGGCCUGUAAGAUCCUCACGCAUAUCCUCUCCGGAAGAGGAAAAGCCUAAAUCCAGCGACAGCGAAUCAGAGCUCGGCGAGGAGCCAGAGUUUGAGGAUGGCAAUGAGUCCGGCCUGGAGGAAGAAACCGACCCCGCAAGCCUUUCCGAGGAAGAGCCCAAAAAACGGGGACGUCCUAGGCGUGGUCAAACGGGGGCGAACAGGAAAAAACCGAAACGUGCAGAAUCUCCGAAGCAAUGUGAGGUGUGCGGCAAGCAGGUGCAGUAUAUGCGGGAACAUAUGCGCCUGCACCGGAUAGAGUCGCAGCACCCGUGCCCGCACUGUGAUCGAACGUUUGUGCAGGCAAACAAUCUAAAGUACCACAUAAGGAAACAUUUGGGCGAAAAGCCGUUCGCUUGCAAGCAGUGCAAGAAGCAGUUUUACUGUGAAGCACACCUCAAGUCGCACAUGCGAGUGCACGGGCCGCAAGGGCUGUUUCAGUGUACCAUGUGCCCGAAAAGCUUCAACCAGGAGUGUAAUCUGAAGAAGCAUCUGCGGGUGCAUACGGGCGAGAAGCCGUACGUGUGUGACAAGUGUGGGAAGCGGUUUAACAGCACUUCCAAUUUGAGGAAUCACGCACGAUUGCAUUCGGACGAGCGGCCGCUGACGUGUGAUCACUGUUCGAAAAGCUUCGUCGAUGUGCAUCAUCUGCAGCGACAUAUACGGGUGCAUACGGGAGAAAGACCGUACAUUUGCCAUGUGUGUUUCCAAGCCUACUACUGCCAGACCGGUCUGAUGGACCACCUGAAGACGCACAUCGAGAAAAAGUCUUUCAAGCUAGAUUAGCUAAAGAGAAUCAAUUGCAGCUUGCUUUGAUCACGUUUGGUAGAACGUGUAGCGCGAUUCAUCGGGGGAAUGUGCCAAUAUUUAGGUGAUGAAGAAACACACCUCAGGAAUAUCUGAUGAAUGCGGAUAGCAAAAACUUUCAAUAGUCGGAUUAAAAGAGAAACUUCCAAGAUGACAGCAGGAUCAGCAGGAGGUGAUCCUGCUGUUUAAUGCUGCUUCCCUACCUCAUUAAACACCUAAACCUAGAACAGACACACGAGCAGAAGUAGGAGGAAGGAAGCAGCAACAACAUCAAGCAGCAAAAGUGCAACAAAUCAACUGACAACGGAUGAUCCUUUCUCGAAUAAUCUUGUGGAUGCUGGUUGCGGAUUUGUUGGAUGAAAUCUCACUCUACGGUAGAACCUCCUGGAAGCAGUAGAUCGUCACGCACCAUCAGCAUAAGGUUGAGAGCGUUGAUCAUGCUGCAGAUACUUACUUACUUACUUAUCAGGCGCUACAACCGCUUGGCGGUCGAUAUCGCUCACGGUUUAACGCCGUCGUCUGCCAAUCCGUUAUCCCGGCUCUUCUGGCGAACGCAGCAACGCCAUCACUCCAUCUCAAUUAGGGCCUAUCACGCCUCCUCUGUCCGUGUGGACGGCCUUAAAGGACUUUACGGGCUGGGUCGUCCGGUAUCAUUCUCAUAACGUGACCAGCCCACCGGCCGCCUGGCGAGUCUAAUUCGCUGCACGAUGGUGAGAUCAUCAUACAGCUCGUAGAGCUCGUCAUUGUAGCGGCUCCUUCUUCUGAGCAUCUUCCUCUCGAACGCGGCUAAGAGGGCUUCGUCAGUUUUGGACAGAGUCCAUGUCUCAGAGCCGUAUGUGAGUACUGGGACUAUAACAUGCUGCCGAAAUCGGUAGUAUUUAUUCGGAAAGCUGGGCAAAGAUCUCGAAAUGGUAGAGGAGUUGUGCUUCCUUGGUAUUGCUCGUAACUUCGAGUAACAACGCAAGCAACUGAUAGAUCCGGAAGUCCUCUUGUGCGCUAUUCUCUCCAAGGUCUCCAAACCAGUAGCUAGGCAUCCUUCCAAAUGCUUGGCUUCAUCGAUGACAUCGAUCAAAAAAGGACAUACAUCUGGGACAAUGAAUACCCGAAGCGAAAACCUAGCGAAAUAUGUACAGGUAUUAGAGUUGGCGAUAUACAAAGCGCCUGUAUGGCGAGAUGCGGCGCCAAUCGUGCAUCGCAUGUUAAGAAUACGGAUAAAAUUAAGUCACAACGUGGCCAAGCUAAACGAUUGCGCUGUGAAACAACAGCAAACAGGGAAGCAAGCCCAUUGCGUGCCACAGUAGUCUGCACGCGUCUUCCUACGAGCGGUCAGCGAACCUGAGCUGCUGUUCGAACACGAACAUGAACAAAGAUCGAUAGGGCUAUAUUUAAAGACACCCGCGAGUUCUAGCUUUUACAUCACAGUUCGAGUUGAUCCACAGCUCAAAGCAGUUCUUCCAAACACAUCCCCGAAGUACGAAAACACCUGAACACAAUGAUCACACUAACGCUGGCUGCACUGGCACUGAUCCUGCUGGUAGCAUUUCUACUGAAGGAACUAUGGCGGCCAGCGAACUAUCCUCCAGGACCCCGAUGGCUACCGAUCGUCGGCAACACUCCGCUAGUGCGCAAGAUGGCGGCCAAGCAUGGUGGACUAUUGGCGAACGUGUUCGAUAAACUGUCGGAAUCGUAUCGAAGCAGCGUGAUUGGACUGAAGCUUGGUCGGGAACGCGUUGUCGUUGGGCUGGGAUACGAUGAGGUGAAGGACAUUCUGUGCAAUGAAGCGUUUCAGGGCCGUCCGGACAAUUUCUUCAUCCGACUGCGCACGUUGGGAACGAGAUUGGGCAUCACUUGUACGGAUGGUGCAUUCUGGAACGAGCAGAGAAGCUUCGUCACUCGGCAUCUGCGUAACGUCGGCUACGGACGGCAGGCAAUGCACGCUCAGAUUCAAACGGAGCUAAACGAACUGCUGGAUGUGCUCGAAAACCGAAUGGAACAACCAAUCUGGCCUGGAUCGAUUCUCGCGAUCAGCGUGAUCAAUGUGCUCUGGACGAUCGUAACCGGUUCCCGCGUUCCGCGAGAAGAUGAUCGUUUGCAGUGCCUACUCCAGCUGCUUCGGGAACGUUCGAAAGCUUUCGACAUGUCCGGUGGCACCCUGAACCAACUGCCCUGGCUACGGUUUAUCGCACCCGAAUGGAGUGGGUACAAUCUGGUGCGACGCUUCAACAAACAGCUGACGGAAUUCUUCACUCCAACGAUCGAGCAGCAUCACGAGAACUUCUCCGCCGAUAAAGCGGUGGACGAUCUCAUCUAUGCGUACAUUAAGGAGAUGCGCGAUCGCAAGGAUUCCAACCCCGAGUCCAACUUUACCGACGUGCAGCUGACGAUGAUCAUACUGGACAUCUUUAUCGCCGGUGGGCAAACUACGAGCACGACGCUCGAUCUUGCCCUCAUGAUGAUGCUCGUCCGUCCGGAUGUGCAGGAAAAGGUGCACGAAGAGCUCGAUGCUCAGCUAACCUUCGGCACGAUGCCCCACUAUGAGGAUCGUGUGAAGCUUCCGUACGUGGAGGCGUUCCUGCUCGAAGUGCAUCGUUUCUUUAGCAUUGCGCCGGUGAAUGGACCGCGGCGUGCGAUCACGGAUUGCGCGCUCGGGGGCUAUCGUGUGCCGAAGAAUACGACCGUUUUAAUGGGACUGCGCAACGUGCACAUGGACCCGGCGCAUUGGGGCGAUCCGGAAGUGUUUCGUCCGGAACGGUUCCUCGACGAGGAACGGCAGAUCGUUAACACGGAACGGGUGCUAGCGUUUGGCCAGGGCAAGCGUAGAUGUCUCGGUGAAACAUUGGCCCGGUCCUGUCUGUUUACGUUCUUUGUGGGGAUUAUGCAGCGGUUCUGUCUCGUCGGACCGAGCGAUGACGGGGAGGACGCCGAUAUGGCACCAUCCAUGACACUCAGGCCGGGAAUAACGCUCUCGGCGAAACCUUACAAUGUGGUGUUUCAACCGAGAAAGCGCAAUGAGAGGAACUCACAGCAAAAGUGAUUAAGACGAUAGAAAUGUUUGUAUGAGGAAAGCGAACAAAGGUGGGAAGGUUAAUUAUUUUAAAUAAAUCUGACAAGCGUAAUUAAAAGUCAUAAUAAAAACGGAAAUUAUUUAGU